This is a messenger RNA of Tarenaya hassleriana, 924 nucleotides long. RefSeq names its product aquaporin NIP2-1. Gene Ontology annotation, molecular function: channel activity. NCBI's taxonomy places the organism in Eukaryota, Viridiplantae, Streptophyta, Magnoliopsida, Brassicales, Cleomaceae. The coding region runs from base 24 to 899 and encodes 291 amino acids. Gene Ontology annotation, biological process: transmembrane transport. Gene Ontology annotation, cellular component: membrane. The record is from RefSeq and is a predicted model, not a curated record. The transcript is spliced from 4 exons.
UUCAUUAUUCAGAAUUUCCAACAAUGGAGGAUAUCUCUGUGAGCAAAAGCAACCAUGGUGGAAGUGUUGUUGUUCUGAACAUCGAAGCUUCUUCUACUGUUAAAGAAACUUCUCAUCCUUCUGUUCCCUUCGAGAAAGAUGAAUCUGAACCAUUGUUCUCUGUCCAGUUCCUGCAAAAGCUUGUGGCAGAGCUCCUGGGGACUUACUACUUGAUAUUCGCCGGUUGUGCCGCCAUUGCAGUAAAUGCGCAACGCCACGAUGUGGUGACUCUUGUGGGCAUAGCCAUAGUUUGGGGUCUAGUGAUUAUGGUUCUUGUCUGUUCCCUCGGCCAUGUCUCUGCCCACUUCAAUCCAGCCGUCACAAUAGCCUUCGCUUCUGUCAGAAGGUUCCCUCUCAAACAAAUCCUUCCUUACAUCGCUGUUCAAGUCAUAGGAUCAACCUUGGCCUCUGCAACUCUCCGUCUUCUGUUCGAUUUGAACAACGACGUAUGCAGCAAGAAACACGACGUCUUUCUCGGGUCAUCUCCGUCUGGGUCUGAUCUUCAGGCGUUCGUGAUGGAGUUUAUCAUCACCGGCUUCCUCAUGUUCGUCGUGUCUGCCAUUGCAACUGACAGCAGAACAUCUGAAGAACUAGCCGGACUGAUCUUUGGUGCUACAGUCACACUGAAUGUAAUCUUUGCCGGCGAAAUUUCAGGCGCAUCGAUGAAUCCUGCGAGAAGCUUAGGCCCUGCACUCGUGUGGGGAUGUUACAAAGGGAUUUGGAUAUAUUUGCUUGCUCCUACUCUUGGCGCUGUCUCUGGAGCCUGGAUUUAUAACCUCUUAAGAUGUACAGAGAAAACAGAACUUGAGACCUCCAAAACUGGAUCUUCUCAUAAACGAGUACACGAUGUUCCUGUGUAGAAUCCUUCUCUUGUUUGAUUACUUU